AGUCACGAAUCGUUGAUUCGUGAAAGUGAUUCAAAAGUCGUAGUUCUAGCCAUCACUAAUUUCUAAAUCCGUGGCGUGGUAUUACUCAUUGUUAUUCAGUUUGUGCAGUCGCGCAACGUAAUAAAUUUAGGAAAUUUGAAUUCUAUUACGUUGACAACAUUGCGAGAUUCGGUGCUCCACGUGAUUGAGUAAAUAUUUCCAAAGCACGUUUAUACACUAUUAUGGUUAAGUUAUAUCUGAAGUGUUUAUUAUUAUCAUUUUUUGAUUAAAGUGUAUUUUUAACGAAUAAAAAAAUGUUAAUAGAACCGAAAUUAACAAAUACCUCACAAAACUUUGGUAAACCGCCAGAGAAGCAAAACGCUUUGCUCCAGAGUUUAGGUACUCCGCACAUAGAUUCUUUUAAUUACAUGUUAGAAGAUGGUCUCGUAGAAGGUGUUGGAGAUAAUCCUCUUGUUUAUAUUCACCUUCCAAACGAAGAUAAAGUGGCUCUGUGGGUCGAUGAUGUUACUAUCCAUCAGCCUACUGUUCCCAUUGGAACUAUUGGAGUGAAGAAUCAUAAAAUUUAUCCUACAGAGUGUCGUCAAAGAAGAUGUACUUACAAAGGAAAAAUAACAGUUAAACUUGGUUGGUCAAUUAAUGGUCAAAUUCAAGAAGCUCUUGAAAGAAAUUUGGGAGAAAUUCCAAUUAUGGUUAAAUCCAAUAGAUGUCAUUUAAGUAAAAUGAGUCCAAAAGAAUUAAUUAGUCAUGGAGAGCAUGAACAAGAAUGGGGUGGAUAUUUCAUAAUUAAAGGAUUAGAAAGACUCAUAAGAAUGAUUUUAAUGACAAGAAGAAAUUAUCCUAUAGCUAUUAGAAGACCUGGAUGGAAAGCUCGUGGAAUACAAUUCAGUGAUCUUGGUAUACUUCUGAGGAGUGUACGUGAUGAUAAUACUGCAACAACCAAUACAUUGCACUAUGUAACCGAUGGAUCUGCAAAGUUAAUGUUCACACAUAGAAAAGUUUUGUAUUAUGUUCCUCUAAUCUUGAUGUUCAAAUGCCUAGUGGAUGUUUCAGAUAUGUUUAUUUAUAACGUAUUAACAGCUGAUAGCGACGAUGAUCUGUAUUAUAAGAGCUGUAUUUUAAAUAUGCUCAGAGAAACGCAUAAACAAGGCCUACAUAGCCAUGAUCAGUGUAAGGCUUAUAUAGGAAGUAUGUUUAGAAUAAAGUUCUUUGAAUUGCCACAAGAUGCUACUCAUAUAGAUGUUUGUGAUUUUAUUAUUAAACAUUGUAUAGCAAUUCAUCUUAAUGAUCCCCUAGAUAAAUUUUAUUUACUUGUUUUUAUGACGAAAAAGCUAUUUGCUCUUGCAAAUAAUAAGUGUGCUGUUGAGGGAGCUGAUGCUGUGAUGAUGCAAGAAUGUUUACUCGGUGGACACUUGUAUCUACAAGUAUUGAAAGAAAAACUAUAUAGUUGGCUAGCAGGUCUUAAAAUGGGUAUUUUAAAGCGUGCAAGAAGCGCGGGGAAUAGGUACAUAUUAAACCUACAGGAAAUGUUAAAUAUAAUGAAACAUACAAGUUCGCUUGAAUCGCAAAUGGAAAAUUUCUUAGCGACUGGAAAUAUAAAAUCAUCUACAGGUUUAGGACUCAUGCAAAGUAGUGGCCUCGCAAUUAUCGCUGAAAAUAUUAACAGAAUGCGUUAUAUGAGUCAUUUUCGUGCAGUCCACAGAGGUUCUUUUUUCCAAGAAAUGAGGACGACCGAAGCUAGACAAUUAUUACCAGAUGCGUGGGGCUUUAUUUGUCCUGUCCACACACCCGAUGGUGCGCCUUGUGGACUUCUGAAUCACCUAACAAUGAAUUGUAUCAUUACAAAACAUCCAGAUUCAAAGUUAAAAGCCAAUAUUCCAUUAGUGUUAAUGGAUCUUGGAAUGGUUCCUUUAUCUAUUGCUGCCAAUUGGAAGAACUCGUAUAUUGUAAUGUUGGACGGGAAAUUGAUUGGAGUAAUAAAUGACAAUAUAGUUGCCAGAAUAACAGAUAAACUUAGAUUGCUUAAAAUAAAAGGGCAAAAAGUACCACCUACAAUGGAGAUAGCUCUGGUACCAAAAAAAAAUGUACCAGCUCAGUACCCAGGAUUAUAUUUAUUUACAAGUCCUGCUCGUAUGAUGAGACCAGUGAUGAAUUUGAUUGCUAAAAAGACAGAGUACAUAGGAACAUUCGAACAAGUAUAUUUAGAUAUCUGCGUCACACCUGAAGAAACUUAUGAAGGGUUAACGUCACAUCAAGAAUUGUCGAAGACAGCAUUCCUAAGCAAUUUAGCAAGCCUUAUUCCAAUGCCAGAUUGUAAUCAGAGUCCAAGAAAUAUGUACCAAUGUCAAAUGGGUAAACAAACAAUGGGUACUCCGUGUCAUAUAUGGCAAUUACAAUCUGAAACUAAAUUAUAUAGACUUCAAACACCUGCAACACCACUUUUCCGACCUGUUCACUACGAUAAAAUUAAUCUUGAUGAUUUUCCUAUGGGUACUAAUGCAAUAGUAGCUGUUAUUUCAUACACAGGAUAUGAUAUGGAAGAUGCAAUGAUUAUUAAUAAAGCUGCCCAUGAUAGAGGGUUUGCACAUGGAACAGUUUAUAAAACCGAGUUUGUCGAUUUAAAAGAUCAAAGAAGUUAUUUUGCACGAAAUCCAGAUAAACCCGGACUUGCAGAAAAAUUAGAUACCGAUGGUCUUCCUCUACCAGGUGUUAUUAUUUCUGAAGGUGAUAUUUAUUAUUGUUACUACGAUGCAGAUCUAUCAACUUAUAUUACUGGUAAUUAUCAUGGAAAAGAAGAUGCUCAUGUUGAUACUGUCAAACUAUGUGGUACAUUACAUAGUCACAUUCCACGCAGAGCUUGCAUUACUUUUCGUAUUUCACGUAAUCCAUGCGUUGGAGAUAAAUUCGCCUCUAGGGCAGGUCAAAAAGGAAUUUGUUCUCAAAAAUGGCCAGCAGAGGAUCUACCUUUUACAGAAACUGGUUUGAUUCCUGAUAUUGUAUUCAAUCCCCAUGGUUUUCCAAGUCGUAUGACAAUAGCUAUGAUGAUCGAAGUAAUGGCGGGAAAAUCAGCAGCCAUACAUGGACUAGUACACGAUGCAACGUCUUUUCGAUUUAAUGAGAAUGAAACAGCUGUUGAAUAUUUUGGAAAAUUGUUGGAACGUGGAGGAUACAAUUAUUACGGAACUGAAAGAAUGUAUUCAGGUAUAGAUGGAAGAGAAAUGACUGCUGAUAUCUUUUUUGGAAUUGUGCAUUAUCAAAGAUUAAGGCAUAUGGUUUUGGACAAGUGGCAAGUUAGAAGUACUGGUCCAGUAGACGUCUUAACAAGACAGCCAAUAAAAGGUAGACGAAGAGGUGGUGGUGUCCGAUUUGGAGAAAUGGAACGAGAUUCGUUAAUAUCUCAUGGAUGUUCAUUUUUACUUCAAGACCGUCUUUUUCACUGUUCAGAUAAGACUACGACUUUAGUUUGCCAAAAGUGUGGGACAUUGCUGGGUCCAAUAAUGGAAACUACUUUAAACGCGUCAGGAUUUGGAGGUAAACUAAGAUGUCGCCUUUGCGGCGACGAUGAAUCUAUAAGAGAAGUAGAUAUACCAUACAUCUUUCGAUAUUUUGUAACUCAAUUAACAUCCUGUAAUAUUAAUGUAAAACUGUCAUUUGCAGAAAAAUGAAAAAAUGUUUGAAUGUA
Molecule: messenger RNA, 3679 nt
Organism: Megalopta genalis
Lineage: Eukaryota; Metazoa; Arthropoda; Insecta; Hymenoptera; Halictidae
Source: RefSeq, a predicted model, not a curated record